Penicillium nucicola is the source of this 3330-nucleotide messenger RNA. RefSeq names its product SacI domain and endonuclease/exonuclease/phosphatase family protein. The record is from RefSeq and is a predicted model, not a curated record. Gene Ontology annotation, molecular function: phosphatidylinositol-3,5-bisphosphate 5-phosphatase activity; phosphatidylinositol-4,5-bisphosphate 5-phosphatase activity. Lineage: Eukaryota; Fungi; Ascomycota; Eurotiomycetes; Eurotiales; Aspergillaceae. Gene Ontology annotation, cellular component: cytoplasm; membrane. Gene Ontology annotation, biological process: phosphatidylinositol dephosphorylation. Bases 1 to 3330 code for a protein of 1109 amino acids. The transcript has 7 exons.
AUGUCCAAUCUGAAAGUCCUCUGUCGAGAUCAUCCCCAGCGCACAAUUGCGCUGGUCUCGUCAGAUCAUGCUUUAGUGUUUCAUUACACCUCGACGGAUACCGGUCCAAAAGACAGCCCCCGGUGCCAGGUCGAGUUCUUGGACUUGGCCUUGGCGGACUUGAAAGGCUACAGGUCCCUGGGUAUUGGUUAUGGCACACUUGGCCUCGUCACUCUAAAUGAAGAUGUGUUUGUCUGUGUGGUCACCGGCUCCUCGCAAGCAGCCACCGUGCGACCUGGAGAAAUUGUGUCAAGAAUUGAUAACGUAGGCUUCUAUUGCUUGAAUCGCGCAGAAUACGAGUAUGGCCUUGAUUAUGAGACUGGGGCUCAAUUCGCCGCAGAGGAGCGUUCUGGGAUGGACGGCAAAGAGAUGGUUACUGACCAUCCUUUCUUGGCGUUGAAAAAGCUACUGGGAGAUGGGAGUUUCUACUAUAGUCUCGAUUUCAACCUGACGGAUCGGUUGCAGGAUCGAGCAGAUAAAUCUGCGGCAUUUGGUAUCGACACCUUAGAUGAAGACAUGCUGUGGAACUCCUACAUGAUUAAUCCGCUGCUGCUUUUCCGGAGUCACUUGCCACCCUCCGACAAAGCAAAACUUGAUGCAUCGCAAAUGCUGACCUGUGUCAUCCGAGGCUUUGCCAGUACGCUCAAGAUCCCGGCCACUGUCUCAAUACUCCCUCAUGUGCGAACAAACUUUCCAUCAAUGUUGACAAUUAUAUCACGGCAAUCCUCUCGACGUGCCGGUACGAGAUUCAAUUCGAGAGGCAUUGACGAUGAUGGCAACGUUGCCAACUUUGUGGAAACCGAAACAAUUCUGUGGAUUUCGCCGGGUAUUACUUUCUCAUAUGCUCAAGUACGGGGCUCGGUGCCCAUCUUUUGGGAACAGGCUCCAGGUCUCAUUCCAGGCCAGCAAAAAAUCGAGGUUACUAGAUCAAGCGAGGCAACACAGCACGCAUUCAAUCGACACUUUGAAACCCUCGAGCUAGAAUAUGGUGCUGUGCAUGUGGUCAACCUCCUGAGUGAGUUGAAGCCAGGAGAAGCAGAACUGUCAGCCAAGUUUCGAGACCAUAUCAGCAGAAGCUCGGUCAGACAGAAAGAAGGCGCGGGAACUUCUCCACGUCGAAGUCUCUUGCGAAUGACCGAGUAUGAUUUCCUUGCGGAGACAAGGGGCCCUUCUGGAUACGAAGCCAGUUCCCAGAUCAAACAUGAGCUUAUUAACUCAUUAGAUGGAUUUUCCUACUUCUUAUCGGAAGAUUCUGGUCGCCUCAAUGGUAGUCGAGAUGAUGCAGCAAACAGCUCUUCGGUUAUUCUACAGCAAGAAGGAGUUUUCCGGACCAACUGUUUAGAUUGCCUAGACAGAACGAAUCUUGUCCAGACCAUUAUCAGUUCAAUGGCGUUUGAAUCGUUCUUGUCUCAUCAAGGCAGCAGGCUCAGCGGAGAUAUGCAAGUGCGACAUUCGACCAUCUGGGCUGACAAUGGGGAUGCCUUGUCCAAAAUCUAUGCUGGAACAGGUGCCCUCAAAUCUUCAUUUACACGACACGGCAAGAUGUCACUCGCGGGAGCGCUUGCAGAUGCCCGAAAAAGUGCCACUCGACUAUACGUCAAUAACUUUACGGACAAGGCCAGACAAAAAACAAUAGAUCUCCUUCUUGGAAGACUAGCAAAUCAGUUGCCUGUGCAUCUCUACGACCCAACCAACGAUUUGGUUCUUGACGAAUUAAAUCAUCGAACAUCUGAAUAUUCCUCGCGCAAACAAGUCCGGUUCUGGGUUGGCACAUUCAAUGUGAACGGUCGGGAUGAGGGACCAGGCACUGACCUCACUCCCUGGCUUUUCCCAGAGGCAGAUGCUGCUAAUGAUGACCCGACAAUAUUUGUUGUUGGAUUCCAGGAGAUCGUCUCCCUCAGCCCGCAACAGAUUAUGUCCACCGACCCCAGUACACGCAAGGUAUGGGAAAGGGCAGUCCACACUUGCUUAAACACCCAUUCCAAGAUGAAAGGGACUGGCAAAUAUGUGCACUUACGCAGUGGCCAGCUAGUCGGUGCUGCGCUCUUAAUUUAUGCGAAAGAAGAUGCCCUGAAAGACAUUAAGAAUGUUGAAGGUAGCGUGAAGAAGACCGGUCUCUCUGGAAUUGCUGGCAACAAGGGAGGCUGUGCUAUUCGCUUCGAAUUUUCAAACACCAGUAUUUGCUUCGUUACCGCUCACCUUGCUGCUGGUUUUGCAAACUACGAUGAAAGGAACAGGGACUACGAUAUCAUCGACCGAGGUUUGCGCUUCCAGAAGAACCGGUCGAUCGAAGAUCAUGACGCUGUGAUCUGGCUGGGCGACUUCAACUAUCGAAUUGGGUUAGGUAAUCCGAGUGUGAGAGACCUUAUCUCACAGCGAGACUAUCACAGGCUGUAUGAGAAUGAUCAAUUAAAUCUGCAAAUGGUGGCGGGGAGAGCAUUCCAGUUCUAUUCCGAAGGCCGUAUUGAGUUCCCCCCAACCUACAAGUACGACGUUGGCAAAGAUCAAUAUGACACGUCUGAGAAAGCGCGUAUACCCGCAUGGUGUGACCGAGUGUUGUGGAGAGGGACAAACCUGCGACAAACGCAUUAUCAGACAGCCGAUCUGAAAGUGUCUGACCAUCGUCCAGUUUGGGCAACUUUUGAUUGUAUGAUUGAUAUCAUCGAUAAUGUGCUGAAAGAGAAGCUCCGCCGAUCAAUUUAUGGGAAUAAACAGCGCCAGCUCAAUGAUUCUCUGGUGGACUCGGUGUCUCUAUUGGAUUUGGAUGAUGAUGAACUGGUGCCACAGGUCUCUAUUGCUCCAGGGCUACCACCAGCGAGCUCCGAUCGGAACCGAUGGUGGCUUGACCAUGGAGCACCUGUAAAAGCAACAAUACAUCCCGACCCAGGGUUUGUCAUAAACCCUCAGCGCAAAAGCAAUCCCUUUGCUCUGGACACUGGCUCUGACUGGGCCCCGGUUCCAGGAUUGAGAGAGAACUGGAAAUCUGAGCACGGUGCUCAAUUUGAAAGGAAACCAGUACUUCCUCCACGGCGUGAAACUUUGAAUGAAUUUCCAACAGAGUCAGUUCAACCUAGAGUGGUGACCGAGAAGUCACCGCCAGUUGUUCCUCGCAAGCCUCUCUCACUCAGCUCACAACCAAAAUCCCGAACAUUCCCAAUCGAUAAUGAAUCAGAACAUACAUCAUGGCAAAGGGAUUCAUUGGACAAUGCGCCCGUCACUGGAGGCUCCAUGGAUCUUCUUGAGGACGCAGCCAGUGAACAAAUUGAGUGGAAACCACUUAUUCCUGGCUAG